Messenger RNA from Prunus armeniaca (apricot), 666 nucleotides. NCBI's taxonomy places the organism in Eukaryota, Viridiplantae, Streptophyta, Magnoliopsida, Rosales, Rosaceae. The record is from the annotation of a GenBank genome assembly.
AUGGGUUACUAUUGGCCCACUAUGCCACCGAAGCCGCUACAUCCUACAAUUACUUCAUGGCCAUUUGAUGCGUGGGGUCUUGAUGUGGUGGGACCAAUAUCACCCAAAUCUUCUGAUGGUCAUUCUUACAUCUUGGCAGCCACCGACUACUUUUCAAAAUGGGCAGAGGCUGUACCCCUAAAAGAAGUAAAGAAAGAAAAUGUAGUGAGCUUUAUCAAAGUAAACAUCAUUCAUCAGUAUGAUGUGCCGCGUUACAUCAUCGCAGACAAUGGAAAGCCAUUUUCGAACCGGUUAAUGGAUAAAUUGUGUGAAGACUUCGGUUUCAAGCAACGCAACUCUUCAAUGUACAAUGCCCCAGCCAACGGUCUCGCAGAAGAGUUCAACAAAACUAUUUGCAACCUGUUGAAGAAAGUCAUUGGAAGAACCAAGAAAGAUUGGCAUGAAAGGAUAAAUGAAGCAUUGUGGGCUUAUCGGAUGACAUACCGGACGCCUACUCAGGCUACACCAUAUUCACUCGUAUAUGGCGUGGAAGCAGUCUUGCCUCUAGAAAGUCAAAUUCCAUCAUUGAGGAUGGCCGUACAAGAGGGAUUGACUGAUGAAGAGAAUGCAAAGCUACGUCUCCAAAAGUUAGAAGCACUAGACGAAAAGAGACUCAAAGCGCAAUAA